Molecule: messenger RNA, 832 nt
Organism: Micromonas commoda
Lineage: Eukaryota; Viridiplantae; Chlorophyta; Mamiellophyceae; Mamiellales; Mamiellaceae
Product: H+-or Na+-translocating f-type, v-type and A-type ATPase superfamily
Exons: 2
Coding region: 46-690 (214 amino acids)
Biological process (GO): proton motive force-driven ATP synthesis
Molecular function (GO): proton-transporting ATP synthase activity, rotational mechanism
Source: RefSeq, a predicted model, not a curated record
CGCGCGACCCCGUCACACGCGGUUCGCCGACACCACCACAUCGACAUGGCCCUUCGUCAGGCUGCCCGGCGGCUCGGCGCCCUCGCCGGGUCCUCCCCGCAGGUCACCCGCGCGUUCGCCGUCGGAUCGCAGAGGGCGACGAUGUCCACCGAGGCGCAGCGCGAAUCCGUCAAGGAGUUCCUCGACAAGUUCAAGCAGCACGCGCCUUCGACGAUGGACCCGCCGAGCUUCCCCUCCGACUUCCUCCCGCCGGCGAGGGAGGUUCCCGCCACGCCGCCCGCGAAGCUGACGCUGAACUUCUACAUGCCGCACGAGAUUGAGUACGAGGGCGCGGAGGUCGACUCGAUCCAGCUUCCCGCGGUGACUGGCGACAUGGGCGUGCUCCCCGGGCACGUGCCCACCGUCGCGCAGCUCAGGCCGGGCGUCGUCGCAGUCAACAUGGACGAUAAGGAGACCAAGAAGUACUUCGUCAGCAGCGGGUUCGCGUUCGUCCACGCCAACUCCGUCACCGACGUCAUGGCGGUCGAGGCUGUCCCCGUCGAACAGCUGGACGGCGAGGCUGUGAAGAAGGCUCUGGCGGAUUACCAAGCCAAGCUCGUCAACGCGAAGGACGACUACGAGAAGGCGGCGGCGCAGAUCGGCAUCGAGGUGACGCAGGCGAUGGAAAGCGCCGUCACCGGCAAGGCGUGAUCGUCGCGGUGGACGGGGGGGGUGGAACGUACGUCGUUGGGGCUCCGCCGCGCGUAGGCGGCGAAGUCCGUGUAUCAGCUUAAUUUGUUCGUUAGCAGUCGUGUAUCAAUCACAGAGAAUACUUUCCUCAGAGUAGGGAAUC